Molecule: messenger RNA, 561 nt
Organism: Closterium sp. Naga37s-1
Lineage: Eukaryota; Viridiplantae; Streptophyta; Zygnematophyceae; Desmidiales; Closteriaceae
Source: the annotation of a GenBank genome assembly
AUGGGAGAUAGGUUGAAGGUGCUUUCACCGCCUGCCAACGGAAGGUGCGUUCACUACGUGCAAGUGCCACCCCUCCGACAUGCUGGCAGAGCUGCUGCAGGGGCGCCUGCCUAUCCGCGUGGAGCUCAAGGGGCUUACCAGAGCGGUGAGAGGGGUUAUCAGAGUGCAUCUGUACCAAAUUCUCAUGUGGCUGUCCGUUCCCCUCCUAUGCAUGUUUCUCCCACCCCUCCCCUCUCCCUUUCCCUCUCCCUCUUCCCGCCACCUGGAUCUGAUCUAUGCUGGUCAUGGUGUUGCAUGCUGUUGCGCAUGGUCAUGGAGGGGGUUCAUCUCGCCUUCACUGAUGCUGCCAUCCAAGGGGCUGCUAUACUGGCCGCAGAGUGUUACAUGCUGCUACUAAUGGCCAUGAAGGGAGUGCACCUCGUAUUCACUGACGCUGCCAUGGCCGCAGAGGUGUGGCAUGCGGUGCUGUGGUGUGGCAUGGGGUGCUGUGGUGUGGCAUGCGGUGCUGUGGUGUGGCAUGAGGUGCUGUGGUGUGGCAUGAGGUGCUGUGGUGUGGCAUGA